Liolophura sinensis is the source of this 7335-nucleotide messenger RNA. RefSeq names its product plexin-A1-like. Gene Ontology annotation, molecular function: protein kinase activity; ATP binding; semaphorin receptor activity. Gene Ontology annotation, cellular component: semaphorin receptor complex; plasma membrane. The record is from RefSeq and is a predicted model, not a curated record. Bases 273 to 5126 code for a protein of 1617 amino acids. The transcript is spliced from 30 exons. Gene Ontology annotation, biological process: protein phosphorylation; regulation of cell migration; semaphorin-plexin signaling pathway. Lineage: Eukaryota; Metazoa; Mollusca; Polyplacophora; Chitonida; Chitonidae.
CAGACUUGUUUGAACGUAAGUCGCUUGUUAAAGCGAACCGUUGAUCUUGGAUGAGCUAAUGACACAAGCAUUGGGGAUUGAUUAUCUUCUAGUCAGCCUGUUAAAUGAUUGGAAUCAUAAGGACUGUUGAAGUAUUUAUUAAGGAGAACCAUUGAAGUAUUGAAAGAAGAACUGAAGAUACCAUUCCAUGUGCUUGUGCCUGCCUGUCAACUUUGAUGAAUUACCUAAGCUGUUGAACAGACAAUAUUGAAGACUGAAGAGGACCCACAAACAUGGGGACAGUAUGGAGCUCACUACUGUUGGCCAUUAUCGCCUGUUUUUGUCAUAUGACAAGGACUAUGCAUAUCAAAGAGAGUUUCCGCGAUGUCAACCAUCUGGCUUUUCGACAGAUGCAGGUGGACAGGAAUUCAGGAAAUGUUUUCAUUGGUGCUGACAAUAAACUGCUGAAACUCUCACCAAGCCUGGCAAAGCUGGAGAGUGCAUUCACUGGACCUCGGGAAGAUAACCCAAAAUGUCCACCACCAUCAAUACCAUGUGAUAAAGAAAAGUACCGUAUGGUCAGUUUUAGUAAAGGCAUUGCUAUAGACAACAGCAACAACAUAGUGAUAACAUGUUCUAGUUUAUUUCAUGGAUUCUGUGAAAAAAGGCUAUUGUCUAACAUCACUGCAACCCAGAGGUACAUUUUUAAACCGAUGGUGCCAAAUGACCAGAAAUCAUCAAGCAUUGUUUUCAUCGCGCCUGGCCCUUCAUCAUCUUCAUCACCUUCAUCUGCCCUGUACAUUGCUGCUUCCUACAGUAACCAGGGAAUGGAGGCGUACCGGGAUCUUGUGCCCGCUAUUAGUGCCAGAGAUACGCAAACGUUUGAAUACUCAUACCGAGAUUCAGUGGGGGGAAGCUACAAACGCAUUGACCAAUCAAUGAAACAGGAUUUUCUAGUCAAAUAUGUUCAAGGAUUUGUUUAUUCUGAUUUUGUGUAUUUUGUAUCAGUUCAGCGACAAGGAGUGACAGCUACAAAUUAUGUGACGAAAAUUAUAAGAUUGUGUCAAAAUGAUCGAUAUUUUAAUUCUUACAUUGAAUUGCCCAUUGAAUGCCGGAAUUCCAGUAUAUUUUAUAACAUGGCAGACGCAGCUUUUUUAGACAUUUCCAAAAUAGGGUCUGUGCAAUCAGCAAAUUUAUAUGUGACUUUUCAUAAAAGUGACGAUCCAAACCAGUCCAUCUUGGAUACUAAUACAGCAGUGUGUGUGUUUGACAUGAUGGAAAUUCAAACAAAGCUUGAUAAUACCAUCACUGCUUGUUACAAUGGAGUUGGGAAACUUGGACCGGAACACAUUCAUCCUACUGAUCAGUGUAAAGCUUCGUCGGGUCAGCCGGAUUUUUGCGGGAAAACCAAGAUAUCACAGGAGUACUCAUCUAUGGAUGUCCCAGAUGCUGUGGAGGUUGUUCCUAUCGUGGAGGAGACAGGGCCUGGCUUUACAGCCAUAGUAACGACCUCUGUACAUGACAGACCUGUUCUGUUUAUCGGUUUGGCCAGCGGAGAACUUAAGAAAAUAACUCUUGCUGAGGAUGGUAACUACACCACUGUGGAAGACAUCAGAGUUGGCUAUGGAACACCUGUCUUACCUGAUAUGUACCUGUCCAAAGAGAAGACUCACUUGUAUGCUCUGACAAAGGAUAAGGUUGUACAGAUCGACGUAGCUGACUGUAACCUUAGGACCACAUGUGAUGCCUGUCUGUCUGUGAGUGAUCCGUACUGUGGUUGGUGUGUCAUGUCCAACAAGUGCACCAGGAAAAGCAAGUGUGCAGUGUCAGAGGUCACACCAGCCUGGCUUCCAGGAACUGCAGGACAAUGUGCAGAAAUCACAAGCCUGUCACCUUCAGCUCUCAGUGUUGAAGUUUUGGAGACCAAAACAGCUAAGCUGUCAUUUCGGGUAGGAGAGGUAAUCAUUCCCAACAAUGCCAAUCUCAAUGUGAAAUGUGUUUUUGCAAAUGGCAUGAAGACCCAAGUGACAAACACAAUGAUGCCGGGUAGCAGCCAAGUAAUGUGUGAUAUUCCAGCCCUUAGCAAACUGCCACCAAUCCCACCUAAAAUAGAUCACACUAACCUCGAAUUACGCCUUCAAGUUGGAGGAAAGUCUGUUGUUUCCAAGCCUGUUUCCUUGUAUGACUGCAGAGUACAUAAAACGUGCACCCUUUGUACAGGAAGCCAAUUCUCUUGCCAGUGGUGUCCAGGUACACAUUCAUGUAUGAACAGUGUCUCUGCAUCAUGUCCAUCUUCAGGUGGAAAUCGCAUACAGACAACUCCGGGCAUAAAGCAAGCCGACAGCUGUCCUAGAUUGGUGAACCCCAAGUCUGACAUUGUGGUCCACUCAGGAGAGCAAAAGGAGGUGUUUGCUGAAUUACCCAACCUACAGUCCAAUCAAACACAAGGCCUGAGUUGUCGUUUUUCAUACCUGGGAAAGUCUGAAGAAGUAAGAGCAACCUACACAGGAGGCCGUGUCUACUGUGACAGAGUUAGGUUUGAAUAUGAUGAUGACGAAACUCCAUACGUUAUGUCAUCAUUCCAAGUCACUUGGGGCCCACAAGCAUAUGUUCUUGAUAACCCAGAAAAUGUUCAAGUUCGAAUCUACAAGUGCCCUCUAAUGGUGACGAAUUGUGGGAAAUGUCUUACUAUGGAUCCGGAGUAUGACUGUGGCUGGUGUGAGGGGUCGUGUAGCCUAGCAAAACACUGCCCUGGGAACUGGCUGGAUCGGGAUGCCACCUGUCCUGAUCCUCAGAUACUAAGGUUUAACCCAACAACUGGUCCUGUAGGAGGGAAAACGAAUGUAUCUGUCACUGGAAUCAACCUGGGCAAGACAGUGGCUGAUAUUCAAGGUGGCGUGAAGGUUGCUGGGGUCAAGUGUGUAGUAGAGCAGAACAAUUAUGAAGCAUCUUCUGGGUUUACCUGUGAAACAGUCCCUACUCCAUUUGACAAUAGUGGCACAAUAUCAGUCCUUGUAUCUGGGAUGUUCAAUGCGGAGUCGGAUAGUAUGUUCAGAUAUGUGACCCCAGUUCCAAAAUCUCUGGAUCCCAAGAAAGGCCCAGUAUCAGGGGGGACAACUGUGAGUGUACAGGGGUCACACAUGAACACUGGCAGCUCUGUGACAGUUACGGUGAAUGGAACUCCUUGCACUGUCUUGAGGUCAAAUGCAACAGCACUGGAGUUUGUAACUGCACCUCAUAAGCAGGAAGGUCGCAUGAAUGUAACACUGAACUUUGGUGGUUCUGAGAAAACCCUGUUGAAAGCCUUCCAGUAUGUUCCUGACCCAGCUAUUGAGAAAAUAGAGCCGAAGACCACCAUUUUGAGUGGUGGCACAACUCUGGCAAUCCAAGGGACCAACUUGGAUAUCAUUGACCAACCCGAGUUCUUCAUACGCCUGCACAACGGGAAGAAAAAAAUGGUUUCCUGCCACAAGAAAAAUGAAUAUCUCAUCCACUGUGUUGCCCCUGGAGUGAAAGAUCAAAAUUACAAUGUGUCGAUGUCUAGUCCGGAAGAGCUACAUUAUGGAUUUGUCAUGGAUUCUGUGAAAAGCUUAGAGAGGAUUUCUGAAUCAUACGAAUUUGGUCCCCUGCUGUACUACCCAGAUCCCAUGAUCAAAACUUUCCCAGAGAACAAUGGUGUCAGGAACUAUGUGAAAGAUGCAAUGUUAACUAUUGAGGGCAAGUUUGUGAAUAUUGAUGAGCUGAUAUCAGAUGUGAUGAUCUUGGUCGGGUCAGACGUGUGUAUACGUCCUUCAGGUACAGAGACCAGUCUCACCUGUGAGCCCCCAACAUCACCUGGAGGUCUGGAUGGUGAAGGGAAAGCACCAGUACAGGUUACUAUCGGUAACUUCAAGGCACAGGUGGGUUACCUGAAAUACUACGAAGUGAAGAACAAUGACAAGCCAAUAGCCUUGGGGAUAAUUUUGGGUGUUGUCUUGCCAAUACUAGCCAUUAUUACUCUUUUGUCAAUCUGUGUGAUUCGGCGUCACCUCAAACAUGGUCCUUCAGACACAGAGAAUUACCUGCCUGAUGUUCUAAGGGAUGAGGAUGAGAAGAAGGAAGAGGAAAUAGCCCUGAGCCUCGUUAAUGGAGAUAUUGCCAAUGACAAAGAAACACAAGCCUUUAUCAACGAAAUCAUUUCUGGAUUAGAAGAUGAGCAUUUACAGCAGAAUGCCAAGCAAAUGUUACUCCCACGAAGUAAACUGGAAUUAGGAGAAUUGAUUGGAAAAGGUCAUUAUGGAAGUGUUUACAAGGCAGAACUCAGAAGAGCUGAUGAUGAACAACCAGUGUUAGUUGCUGUCAAAUCUCUACAAGCUACCCAUAAGGAUACAAAGUCGAUGCAGAAUUUCAUGCGUGAAGCCUUGGUGGUGAAAGAUCUGACACACCCAAACAUCCUAUCUCUGCUCGGGGUAUCAAUCUCGCCCAAUGAGAGCCCCCUGGUGGUGGUUCCUCUCCUUACUAGAGGUGAUCUGAGGACAUACAUCAAAGACACAUCAAAGAAUUUGACCGGUAUGGAGCUGUUACAGUUUGCGGAACAGAUAGCCGACGGAAUGAACUACUUGUCAGGCCUCCGGUUUGUCCAUCGCAACCUUGCAGCAAGAAAUUGUCUAUUAAAUGAAAACCUCAAGGUUGAACUGACAGACUAUGGGCUGACAAAAGAUUUGUUUGACAAAAACCAUGUAUGUAAUGCUGGAAACUCAACCAAACUUCUUCUGAAGUGGAUGGCCCCUGAAACACUGAAAACCCAAGAAUUUAGUCUGAAAACUGAUGUGUGGUCAUUUGGUAUCGUUCUGUGGGAGUUGAUGACAAGGGGGAUAACUCCAUACCCUGAUGUUGAGCCUGAUGACCUUGUCACAUACCUAGACGGUGAACACAGGAUGAAAAAACCCAAACAUUGUCCAGAAUUUGUGUAUAAGAUGAUGAUGAACUGCUGGCAGAAGGUUCCAGAUGAUAGACCAACGUUCUCAGCAAUACAUCAAGAUCUCAACAAGUGGAUUCAACCGUCUGAGGCAGAAGCAGACAGUGGAAGUAAAAACAAUGAAACAAAACCCCUAUAUAAAAAUGUGGAGUGUGCCGGGUCUGCUGAAUACUUGGAUGUGAUUGGUUGAAAGUGAAAUGUGUGGAGUUCAUUAACCUUCCAUCGGGUGGUGUCAGGGUGCUGAAGCAGCUAAUGUUCCCAGAUUGAACUAUAUUCCAUUGAUCUCGAACCAAACUGAUAUUUUUAGGAGAUUUGAGAACAUCCAAUUGUACAUUUUCACCAGGAAGAACGCUUUAUUCUGCUAGCCCUACAGAACCUUGGCUGGAGUGAGAUUAUGAACAUUAUAUUUUUGUAACAUUUUAUGCUGCUAGUUAUGAGGUUGGCUCAUAUAAGGAAUAAAUAAAGGCCCAGGAACAAGACAAGUUGCCAACUUCCAAAAGUCUCCGCCGAAUCCACAACUGUAUCAUGGAUAUAGAGUGUCUGUUCACCAUUGUUCCACGUUGUGCCACAGUUAUGUGUGGAAGGGACCUGCUCUUUUUUUUGGCCUGGACAUCUGCUAACUCACCAGUAGGAAAGUCCUGGUCUUUGUCCGGAAAUAAGAUUUCCUACCAUUCAGCAAAUUAAAGCUGAAGUGCAGUGUAUUUCGCAUUUACAAAUGUCUUGACUGUAAGCUGAUGCAGUGUCAGAAGUCUCGAAGUUACAAGAGGACUGGACCAUAUGCACUUCUGUUUUUGAUAGCGACGCAUUGUGUACAUAUCCUUGGAGUAGGUAUAUACGUUUACAAACUGGUGAGGAAUAUAUUUAUUGGUGAUGUAUAUAGAAUGAUUUUACAUGCUGCUUUAACCGUUUCGUCCACAGACAGCUUUACUGUUUGCCACAGCCUGCAGAUUCCUUCUCAGGUUUGGAUUGCUCAAUGUCUUUUGCUACAUGUAGUUUUGUGUCAAGUUUUGUGUAGGCAUUAAACAAAACCAUGAAAUGGGGCCUCCUUGCAGCAGAACAUUGGGUUACUAUCCUACUUUUCUAUACUGAAACUCAUAUGAAACACGAUUUACAUGUUUAUAUUUUGAUCUUGGGAUUGGUACUGUGGACAGCAAUUCAGGUCAAAAAGCACUCGGUUUCAGAGCUGGAUAUUUUUCUCUAAACACUGCCAAAGCUACAAUAGAUGGUUCACAAUAGUAAUAAUUUUGUCAUGGAAGGACCCAAGCUUCAGUGAAUUGAAACAGGCACAAAACCCAUGUUGCAAUUUUCUGUCAACAUAUUUUCUUGAUUGCUGACAAUAGUGGAGCUAAACGUGAUAAUGAUUGCUGUUAUUCAUUCACUGUAAGAACAGUGGCUCCCUGAAGGUUGGCAUAAAGAUCAGUUUUGGCGGCAGACAAAAGGGUAUCACUUUCUGAUACAUGUACAUGUGACUUGAAUGCCUAAUAACAGGGCGUGUGACAAAAAAAAAUAAUAAAACCGUGAAAUAUCAUAAAAAAUAAUAAAACAGCAGCAGCACUUGAUGUAAGCCAUUCACCACAGUAAACAAGAGACUACUUUUGUAUAAUGACUCACCAUGAGAGACAAAUGAAGAGAAGCCAAAGCAGCUGUCUAAAGAGUGUCCAAAAAAAAUACCAGUGUCCUGCGUUUAGGCCUAAUGUGAUCCUUGGGAGAUAUUGGAUCAACGUGCGUGUGAGGCAAAUAUUUUUGGAGCUGUGAGUUGAUAUUGCUAUGGUAGUUAGGCUUAAGGGUGAAAAUGUCAGUUUGUUUAUUUCAUGCACUUAUUUGUAAGGAAGUGUCGUGAAAUGAGAACUUAUGCAAUGCUUUAUGCUGUGACACUGUUCACAUUGAACUGUACAAAUGGGGCAGCCUUUCAUAAUAUAUAUAAUGUGCUUUUUAGUGAAUUUGCUAAUUGAGGAAUCAGGCAUAAAUAACAAUAAAAAAGCUAUAAAACUUCUUGCUCAGCAAAUUUGCUUUGAUGUUGUUUGAUGAGACAAAUUUUAUUCAUGUCCAUGUAGAAAGACAAUUUAUAGCAAUAGCUCUUUUGUGAGCUUUAGACAUAUUUUAAGAUUUAUAUGCCUAAAAAUAUUUUUGUUUUUUUAAGUAGAUUGAAAGAAAUUGUUUUUCUUUUGUACAUAUCUUUUGAUUGUUUGUACUUUUAUAAAUGCUACGCAUCUGUGUAUGUGGGUUUGUUAUCCCUGUAAAUGGUGCCUCAUGGUCACCGGUUUUUUCAGAACUUUUUGGAAUCUCAAGCAUAAAACACCUCGACAGUUACUCUGUUCAUCAGUCAACUAGUGCAGCUUUUUCUCUAAGUGAAGGUAUUUUAGUCCACAAAGUUUUUUCUAAAUAAAUGUAACUAGUUU